CUUCGACACAGCCCCCCAUAAUGCGGUGUGAUAUCAGCAUCGCGAGCCCGGUUAUUCCAACUCUCCCCUUCUUGCUUCUGCGUCAUCUCAUCUUUCACGAUUUGCUGGAGAACUGCGGCUUGUAAUGGAUUCCACAUCCUCGACCUUGGCUGGGGAUGGACAAGAUGAAAGCGAGCUCUGCCCAAGGUGCUUGGAGCUCGAACUGGCGCCCGAAAAAUUCAUCAUCGACAACGCCCCUGGGGCUCCUUCACACCGCGCCUUGACAUACCGCCCCAGAAGCGGUGGGUCGCCUUUUGCAAACUUCAGUUUGAUGCAGCAGCUCAACUCGGGCGCUGGUCCAAGGAGGCUUGGAACCCUCAGCCAACUUCGCGAUAACCGGAACUGCCCUCUAUGCAUUUUGAUCGUCAGUGCCAUCGAGAGAUAUGGAAGCCAACCGAGAGAGAACAGCAAACAGGACUGCAUCUGUUACUGGGAGUGGAGCGUUGAUGGACGACAGACUCGGCCAGGCUUUCAGCAACGCUCGAAUGCUACUCGGCGGCUUCGGAUCUCGUGGUCUUUCUCGCUCCCUACCACCAAUACCGAUGAAAUACCGAGAAGUAGUAGUAGUGGUAGUACUAGUAGCAAACCCGAGCCUCCAACAAGGGAGCAUCCCCAGCACGAGGUCUACCUGCUUUUUGUGCAACCAAAAAACAGUAGGGUCCAGGCCUCCAACGCGCUCGACAUCCUCGAUCCAGGCAAGGAGUUCCAGGGGCGCGAUUUCAGCCACGGCGGCAUCCAAGCCUUGAUAACGAAAUGGAUUGACAUCUGCGAGCAUAAACACGGGGCCACGUGCGGGCCGAUCGAAGGAAUCGUGGCCUUUCAUCAUCUCAUGCAGCAGACCUCGUUUGGCGUCAUCGACGUGGUUAAACUCCAGCUGACCGAACUUCCAUAUGACGGCGACAUCUCGCACCCGCAUCGAUAUGUCGCGCUUAGCUACGUCUGGGGUCCUCGGCGGCCUGGAGACGGAGACCAUCGGACUCUGCGGAACAAUAUAUACGACAGGAUCCGACGCGGCGGCCUCGACGGACAAGUGUUUGACAUGCUGCCGCGGACAAUCCGGGAUGCCAUCCGGCUGGUCCGGGAUCUGGGAGAGCGGUAUCUGUGGAUCGACUCUCUGUGCAUCGUCCAAGAUAGCGACACCUCUUGGCAGCAGAAUGCCAAGAACAUGGACCUCAUCUACGGAAACGCCCACUUUACCAUCUGCGCAGCCGACGGCGGCGACGCCGAUGUCGGACUCGUUGCCGCGGGGUUUGGAGCUGACAAGUCUCCUGAUGCACUGCUCAAGGAGACGAUUCUCCCCGGCUUGGAACUGCUCGUGUCGAGGCCCUUGGAGGAAGUCGUCCACAGCUCGACGUGGAACAGCCGCGCAUGGACUUUCCAGGAACGCAUCCUCUCGCGACGGUGUCUCGUGUUUGUCGAAGGGCGAGUUUACUUCCAGUGCCGCGGAGCCAACAUGUCGCAGGACGUGUACCCGGGGGGCUUGGGCAACGAGGAAGUCUGGUCCCUCGACUGGCGAGACUCCCCCCUGCGGACGCUGCGCGACGCCAAAGAGCGGCCCAUCUGGUUCUACAUGAAGUGUGUCUCGCUGUAUACCGGCCGACGCCUGACGCUCCCCAAGGACAUUAUACCGGCCUUCACCGGCGUGUCUCAGCUCAUGGCGCGGUAUAUGGGCGCCCCGUUUUUCUACUGUCUGCCCGCGUCCCACUUUGACUUUGCUCUACUAUGGCAGCCUAGCAGGGCGCAGAAGCGACGAGCGCGCGAGGCGUGGCCAAAGACCACCAAGGCAGAGGGCACCUUGAGAGAUGACUGGUUCGACCACGAGGAGUUUCCCUCGUGGUCGUGGGCAGGAUGGAUGGACCGUGAGGACCCCCAGAAGGGCGCACACGUCACGUACGACGCCAAAUUUCUCGACGGAUGCCUCAUCAAUAUCCACGACUGGUUGAUAAACAGAACAUGGAUCGACUGGAACAUACGCGACGGCGACGGCAACAUCAAGAAUGUGUGGAACGACUACUCCGAGACCAUCCGGAAUCGCCAGCAGCCACGCCAGCCCGAGACUGAUAGGAUAGGCGGCCGUUGGUCGGGCUAUCAGCCAAUAACGUCUGAGUCUGCGCAGCAAGAGCGUGAGCGCGUUGCUCGCGAACAGGAGAUACGUGUCCGAGCCGAGCAUGAACGAGAGUUUAUUCAGCGGGAAAGACGUGAGCAAGAACUGAGAGUGGUCGGACGGGGAAGGCAUGGACAAGAACGACAACGGCAGCUUGAGCAACCGCCCGAGCCGUCUCCCGGGAGGGAGGUCGUCAUCAACAUAAACAAUGAGUUAUACCAGCCGCCGAGCCCGGAGCGGCCGAGUAGUAGGUAUUCGGAUAGAGAAGGAGGAGGUUUCAGCGACAGCCAAAGCUACAGAAGCAUGAAUUAUGAGCCUCGCGUCCGAAUAACAGAGAGAGUGAUAGCGCCGCCGCCACCACUACCACCACCAGAGGUUCCCUGUCCACCCUUAACGGACCGCUAUGGCCGCCCUAUCCGCUACCCCAACAUGGACCGACGCCUUGCCGCAACCAUCGCUGACAAUCCAUUUGGAAUAAGGCAGAGCCAGCAGCGCGUGGCCGACGCAUCGUUCACUCUCCCAAUCCUCCAGUUCCACACAUGGAGCUCUAAUUUCUACGUCUUGGACUCUGGCUCAGAACAAAACUUCUCCGAGACUCUGGGGGAAGGCCUAGCUCGUUGCCACGUAGCCGACCAGAGCCACGACUGGUGCGGGACGGUGGUCUUGGACAGGGAGUGGACCGCGGCGCACGGCGGCACCCUGUGCCGGUUCAUUGCCCUGUCCGAGGCCAAAUCGUUCACUGCUGACGAGUGUACCCAUUGGGCGCACUACAUCGCCAAGGACAGGGACGAGAUCGAGUGGGAUUUGUUCCACGUGCUGCUAGUGACGUAUAAUAACCGCCGGCUAUUGUGGGAGAGGGUCGGCGUGGGCAAGGUGCUGCAGCAGGCUUUCGAUAUGACCAAGGAGAGUUGGACGGAGAUAUUGCUUGGGUAGUUGGUGACUAGAGAGCAUAUGACGAAAUACUAGCACGCAUAUUUUCCGCUGAGGGGUUCUUAAUCUCAGUCGGAAAUAUAAUUAUUUUCGAAAAGCAGACAGACGGCGAUCUGACAAACAAAGUAACCUCUGAGCUGCCUCCAUCAGGAAGGGCGGCCGCGAGCUUGAUUUCAAGUACUAUUUGUAAUUAGUAAUUAGUAGCAGCUUUGUGUAUCGGGAUUGUGUUGAGC
Lasiosphaeria miniovina is the source of this 3306-nucleotide messenger RNA. RefSeq names its product heterokaryon incompatibility protein-domain-containing protein. The transcript is spliced from 2 exons. NCBI's taxonomy places the organism in Eukaryota, Fungi, Ascomycota, Sordariomycetes, Sordariales, Lasiosphaeriaceae. The record is from RefSeq and is a predicted model, not a curated record. Bases 125 to 3076 code for a protein of 983 amino acids.